AUGUUUUUAAUGGGGAUUAGAAUCGCUUGCACAUCGGAUUCUAUGGCCUUAUUGUUAAGAUUGAAAGCAAAGCCGGCGCAUAGACUCGCCAUCUUCCAUCUGAACAAGCGACUAGUCCAAUCACAUUAUAGAGAUAGAGCCACUCCCGGCCACGUGACGGUACAGUCGGCGAAGGAAUUGGAAAACGUGGAAACAAUCGGCAAUUGGUUCGAAAAGGUUUUUGCAACCAAGUUCGAAAAUUUACAGGCCCCGGAAAACGCCGCGUUUAGGAAAAUUAUUUUUAAAUUUAACGACGUAAUUAACGGCUGGUUCCUUAAUCGCACCCUCCGUGAAAAAAAGCGUUCGCGCUCCCCGUCGCGUUCGCCGACCAGUUCCAGCGAAAGGCGCAGCAUUUUAAUUACGAGGACGGGCACGGCGUCGUCGGCCUCUAAAGGCAGAGGCACGCCCAUUAACAAAUCGGUCAUAUGGGCCGAACGAGCCGCCACGCCACCAGCGGCGGCCCCAACGCAAAUUUUAACCCCGGCCACGCGUUCGUACCCGAUACGUACGACGUCCGGCAAUGUACCUAACAGCUCCGCAACUCCCUCCCAAUCGGGCCGGGACCGCUCCCAAACCCCGAAACGUUUGACAAAACAGCCGUCCAACCGCAUCCUAAUCCGCGUAAAUAAUAAAUUGCGGAUGGUAACGAGGAAAUUAUACGCGGUAACGACCAAAUUGGCCGAAUUGGUUUCGGUAUUACAUAGUGAAAUCCUAAACGCCAAACGUACCCCCACGGGCUGGGGUGUUACGGUGGCCUUUGAGGAAAUACGGUAA
Molecule: messenger RNA, 813 nt
Organism: Pyricularia oryzae 70-15
Lineage: Eukaryota; Fungi; Ascomycota; Sordariomycetes; Magnaporthales; Pyriculariaceae
Exons: 4
Coding region: 1-813 (270 amino acids)
Source: RefSeq, a predicted model, not a curated record